Molecule: messenger RNA, 6496 nt
Organism: Arvicanthis niloticus (Nile rat)
Lineage: Eukaryota; Metazoa; Chordata; Mammalia; Rodentia; Muridae
Source: RefSeq, a predicted model, not a curated record
GUCCUGCGGGGCGCGGUCCCGAAAGCCCCGUCCCCUUCGGUGGAGCUCGCGGGCAGCAGAGCAGAGGAGCGCUGGAGGAUGAGUGUGCGGCCUCUGGGAACCUCUACACGGUAAUGCCAGCAUGAUGUUUGACACACAGGGGAGAAGGUGCUGCCAUUGGAGACAGAAGCCAAGUGCCCUGCUGCUCCUGUUUACUUUAUGUAUUACCUGUGCUCCUCUCUCAGUGCGGGGAUGUGGCAACUGCAGACUUGUUCUGUCCAACCCUUCUGGUACCUUUACUUCUCCGUGUUACCCUAACGACUACCCUAACACCCAGUCUUGCUCGUGGACCCUCCGAGCCCCUACUGGCUACAUCAUUCAGAUAACAUUCAAUGACUUCGACAUUGAAGAAGCUCCCAACUGCAUCUAUGACUCAUUAUCCCUUGAUAAUGGAGAGAGCCAGACAAAAUUCUGUGGAGCAACUGCCAAAGGCCUGUCAUUUAACUCAAGCGUGAAUGAGAUGCAUGUGUCUUUUUCAAGUGACUUUAGCAUCCAGAAGAAAGGCUUCAACGCCAGCUACAUCAGAGUUGCUGUGUCCUUGAGGAAUCAAAAGGUCAUUUUGCCCCAGACGUCAGAUGCUUAUCAGGUAUCAGUUGCAAAAAGCAUCUCCAUUCCAGAGCUCAAAGCUUUCACGCUCUGCUUUGAAGCUUCCAAAGUUGGCAAUGAAGACGAUGACUGGACAGCUUUCUCCUACUCAGACCAGUCCCUUACACAGUUGCUCAGUCUUGAAAAGGUCAACAAUGGCUACUUUCUGUCAAUUUCUGGCUCAAGAUGCCUGUUGAACAAUGCAUUACCUGUGAAGGAAAAAGAGGACAUCUUCACAGAAAGCUUUGAGCAGCUCUGCCUUGUGUGGGAUAAUUCCUGGGGCUCCAUUGGUAUAAAUUUCAAGAAGAACUAUGAAACAGUGCCAUGCGAUUCCACCAUCAGUACUGUUGUACCCAAAGAUGGGACAUUGCUGUUGGGCUCCUACAGAGAUGAGAUCGCCUCUCUAAAGGGCAGCAUCUAUAACUUUCGACUUUGGAAUUUUACCAUGGAUCCAAAAGCUCUCUCUAACCUCACCUGUAGUGUGCCUGGGAAUGUCAUAGACUGGCACAAUGACUUUUGGAGCAUCUCAGCCCAGGCUCUGAAAGCUGAGAGCAACCUGAGCUGUGGUUCCUACCUGAUCCCGCUUCCUGCAGCAGAGCUGACGAACUGUUCAGAUCUGGGGACUCUCUGUCAAGACGGAAUAAUGUAUCGAAUAUCUGUUGUGAUUCACAAUGACUUUAAUCACCCUGAAGUAAAAGUGCAGACCAAAGUAGCAGAAUGGCUCAAUUCAACCUUCCAGAAUUGGAACUACACUGUUUAUGUGGUUAAUAUAAGUUUUCACCAAGACAUAGGAGAUGACAGGAUGAAAGUCAAGAGAGACAUCAUGGAUGACGACAAAAGGUUGGUGCUCUGGGCCCUUCUAGUCUACAAUGAUACCAAUAAUGUCAACCUGGAUGGAGUGAUGAUUGAAAAAAGGCUUUUAACAAACAACGCAUCACUAGAGGAUGGCCUGAGGCUGUGCAAAGUCGAUGUGAAGCCACUGGGUAUGUGUAGCGCCUUGGAGGAUCCAGAGGGCUUUAGGUGGCCAGCCAGCUUACCUUCUGUCUACAAACAACCAUGUCCAAACAAGCCUGGCUUUUUUGUGACUCGGGCAUGCCUUUCCAAUGUAACAUCAACCUUCUGGGGCCCUGUUGAUGCCUCCAACUGUUCAAGACAAUCAAAUGAAGUGGCCAAUGAAAUUCUAAACUUAACUGGUGAUGGGCAGAACCUAACCUCGGCUAAUAUCAACAGCAUUGUAGAACAGGUCAAACGGAUCGUGAACAAAGAAGAAAACAUUGACAUAUCCCUUGGCUCCACUCUAAUGAAUAUAUUUUCUAAUAUCUUAAGCAGUUCAGAUAGUGAUUUGCUUGAGUCCUCUACUGAAGCUUUAAAAACAAUUGAUGAGCUAGCCUUCAAAAUAGACCUGAAUAGCACCCCACAUGUGAAUAUUGAAACACAGAAUUUGGCCCUUGGAGUCUCAUCCCUGAUGCCAGGAACAAAGGCACCUUCAAAUUUUAGCAUUGGCCUUCCAAGCAAUAAUGAAUCAUAUUUCCAGAUGGACUUUGAGAAUGGACAGGCAGAUCCAUUGGCAUCUGUGAUUUUGCCUCCAAAUUUGCUUGAGAAUUUAAGUCCUGAGGAUUCUGUAUUGGUCAGAAGAGCACAGUUUACUUUCUUCAACAAAACUGGCCUUUUUCAGGAUGUUGGAUCUCAAAGAAAAAUCCUAGUGAGUUAUGUGAUGGCAUGCAGCAUUGGAAACAUUACUAUCCAGAAUCUGAAAGAUCCGGUUCAAAUUAAAAUCAAACACACCAGAACACAGGAAGUGCAUCAUCCUAUCUGUGCCUUCUGGGAUCUGAACAAAAACAAAAGUUUCGGGGGAUGGAACACCUCUGGGUGUGUUGCCCACUCUGAUUCAGAUGCUGGUGAGACCAUCUGUCUGUGUAACCACUUCACUCACUUUGGAGUUCUGAUGGAUCUUCCAAGGAGUGCCUCACAAAUAGAUGGAAGGAACACGAAAGUCCUCACAUUCAUUACCUAUAUUGGUUGUGGAAUAUCUGCCAUCUUCUCGGCCGCCACUCUCCUAACAUAUGUUGCUUUCGAGAAGCUGCGCAGGGAUUAUCCCUCCAAAAUCCUGAUGAACCUGAGUUCAGCCCUGCUCUUCCUAAACCUCAUCUUCCUCCUGGAUGGCUGGAUCACUUCCUUUGGUGUAGCCGGGCUCUGCACAGCGGUGGCUGCCCUGUUGCACUUCUUCCUCCUGGCUACCUUCACCUGGAUGGGGCUGGAAGCCAUCCACAUGUACACUGCCCUUGUGAAAGUGUUUAACACUUACAUCCACCGGUAUAUUCUAAAAUUCUGCAUUAUUGGCUGGGGUCUGCCAGCCUUGGUGGUGUCAAUUAUUCUAGUGAGCAGAAGCCAAAAUGAAGUGUAUGGAAAAGAAAGUUAUGGGAAAGAUCAGGAUGAUGAGUUCUGCUGGAUUCAGGAUCCUGUGGUAUUUUAUGUGAGCUGUGCCGGGUACUUCGGAGUCAUGUUCUUCCUGAAUGUUGCCAUGUUCAUUGUGGUCAUGGUACAGAUCUGUGGGAGGAAUGGAAAGAGAAGCAACCGGACCCUGAGAGAAGAGGUUUUAAGAAACCUACGCAGUGUGGUCAGCCUGACCUUCCUGCUGGGCAUGACAUGGGGUUUUGCUUUCUUUGCCUGGGGACCCUUAAAUAUUCCUUUCAUGUACCUCUUCUCCAUCUUCAAUUCAUUACAAGGUUUGUUUAUAUUCAUCUUCCACUGUGCAAUGAAGGAGAACGUUCAGAAACAGUGGAGACGUCAUCUCUGCUGCGGCAGAUUUCGGCUAGCAGACAACUCGGAUUGGAGUAAGACAGCUACCAAUAUCAUCAAGAAAAGCUCCGAUAACCUAGGGAAAUCUUUAUCUUCAAGCUCCAUUGGCUCCAAUUCAACAUAUCUCACAUCCAAAUCUAAAUCCAGCACCACUACCUACUUCAAAAGAAAUAGCCACUCAGAUAAUUUCUCCUAAGAGAAUUCCUUCAACAAAAGUGGAGCAUUCAGACAGCACUUCCAUGGACAAGUCACUGUCAAAACUGACCCAUGCUGGUGGAGAACAGACGUCAAUCAUCCCCGUCCAUCAGGUUAUUGAUAAGGUCAAGGGUUACUGUAACGCUCGUUCGGAUAACUUCUAUAAAAAUAUCAUCCUGUCAGAUGCCUUCAGCCACAGCACAAAGUUUUAACGUCAUUGAGAGGGGCAGCAGAGAGAAAAGAAAACCUGUCUGGAGAAGUGUGGUUGGUGCUCCACAAGCAGCAAAAGCUGUUCCCCGGGGGGGUGUCAGUGUGCUGCUCCCUAGGAAGCUGCAGAGCUUCGAGGACUGGCUGCAUCUUGUUAGGCAAGCAUCUGUGAGAUGCAGAACUCAUCUGUUUUGGAAUACUUCUGUGGACAAGCUCAGUCACCACACUUCAGAACUGAGAAUACUCUAAGCCCUGCAAGGAUACAGGAUUUUCUAGAAUGUAAUGGAAUCAGACUCAUCAGAAUGAGGGGAGAGGCAUUAAAAUUAGAGGCCAUGAGAGGAAGAACCCCAAGAAGAAAUUUGAGUUUAGGUCUCAUAUACCACACCUCAUAGGUAGGCUCAGAUGUGGCCUGACUCUCAUAAAGUGUAGAAAACACACUAAUUACUGUUUGUAGUGACUUUGGAUUCUCGCGGGUUCUGUUCCAGUGCUGUUUUCUAUGAAUAUAGCAGCAUCUUUUUUCCUUUUUUCAGUGAAAUUUCAACCAUAAGUAGAAAAGAACGUUUACUAUUUGACCCACAUAUUAAACAUACUUUUUUCCUCUGUUGUGGCAACUAUUGGAUGUUCGUGAACAUAACUUGCUAAACAAGUAUCUCAAAAUUUUGAUCGAGUCAAUAUGUUGUGUGAAUUUCUAAUAUCUUAAGACAAGGAACAGCUUAAGCAUCACAUUAUCGCACGCACAUAAAUAAAUCUAGCUGAAUGGAGAUAUGGCAUUCAAGUGGGCCUCGUGGAAUUUAAGAACAAGUACCUCUGCCGUCCCCCUUCACUGUGCAAAUAGGGCCACAGGCUCGUUUGAGGGAUGAGAAUUCCCGAUAAGCCCUCUGCAGGCAAUGGCCUCUCACUGUUUAAAGAACACACUUUUGAGACUAUGUGGGCCUUGUUUUAAUCAUUUUUAAGACAUUCCAAAUCACAUCAACUUCAGAGGCUUCUGGCUCCCCCUAGUGACAAUUUUGUUCCAAGGAACAUACACUGAAGCAUACAGCUGUCUUGGUUAAUGAAAAUACUCUAUAAAUAUGUAGGUCUACAUCUGCCAGUCUAAAAACUGUUUGCACUGAGCCUCCCCGGUCAGAGUGUAUGAGACCCAAAGGAGUGCUGGCAAGACUUACUACUCUAGUGUAAUAUGUAUGGAUCAGACUGUAGCCUGCAAGUCAUGCAGAACACAGAGCAGUUACCUAUCUCCUAAACUACCCUAAGCAAUGUGUGCUUCCUUGUGAAUGAGGGUUGACCCUGAGUAAUGGAAUCCUAUUCACUGACCUUAGUGUAUGCUGGCUUUGGCCUUGCUCAGGGUUCUCUGGGAAGUUUCAGAGUUUUCCACGAUAGCACAGUGAUGCCAGAGGGAGAUUCUAGCAGAGCCAGCCUGUUAGAAGGCAGAAGCCAGAACAGAACAUCUGUGCAGAAAAUAGGCCAUUCUCAGCUAUGACAUAGAAGGACUUGCGGGCUUUGAAACAGCCAACAGGUCCUCUUCGCUCUCUGAUUGUCAGUCACAAAGCUAUUGCCAGGCUGCAAAAGAUGUCAAUAGAUCAUGGCAAUGGGUUGUUACUGCCGUUCAUUCUGUAGCAACCUGGACUGCCAUCUUGGUAGACCUGAACUUUGCUGGGCCUGGUUUUCACAAAAAAAGGAGGCCAUGUAAGAGAAAGGGAUACUGACUUAGUCUUAAGGUGACUAAGAUUCACCUCAGUAGAGCCAAUCCUUUGGUGGUGGUGGGGACUUAUAUUAGCAAGCUGCUCAUUGUACCAGAGGAUACAUAUAGGUAGAAUUUAAUCUCAAUAGACACUGAAUAUUGAUAUAGCACCCCGAAACUUAGGUGUUCAUGGUAGAUUUUAGUUAGCUGUGAGAUUUCUGCACAAAGUGAAUAUUUAGCUAAUGGAAAUGAUGAUUUCACUGCAAAAAGUGGCUUUGCUCCAUAUUUCUUCUUACCAGCAUUCAGAUCUGAGAAAAUCUUUUUUUUUUUAUUUUUUCAUAUUUGGCAAUAAUGUCAUCUCCAUUUUAAAAAUCUUCAAUAACCAGGUAAGAAAAGAAAAAAAAAAAUGAAGAAACGACAGACUAGAGGAUUUUGCAAGUGGAUUUUAGGAUUGGUCCACAUUUUGCCUUCAGUUCCAAGUCUGUGGCUCUCAUUUGUCUCCUCAGACAAAUGGGACAGGAUUCCUCAGGAGAGCCAGAAUUCUGGCUCCACACAGCUAUAAAACAACACCAAUCCAGACUCUGGUCACUUGCUUCCCACCCUCUCUUUUCCCUGAGUUGUGUUUGAGUUUUAGCCUACGGUCCCGAGACAACUCCAUUCUUGUCACUGUUUCUUACUGUGUAGAAUGCCUUUGGCAGUGUCUCCUCUGUACAUAUUUAUUUAUUUGUGUUCAUGUCAAGUGGUUUCAUACCUUAGCUUUCUUCCACCCAGCUUUAUUAUUUUAAUUAACAGCCCAUUAGAAAGACUGUAUUUUUUUCUAGAUAAAAAAAAAAAAACUGUGAAACAGUUUUCUGUAGUGAUAUCGUUGAAUACAACAGAAAAAAGCAACUGUGAGAGCAAACUAGAACCAGUAGUGAGAAACUGCUAAAGCUAAUUUGCCAUUUUACUGAAAUGGAAAAUGAUUUUUUUUUUCAAAUAAAUACUUACAUUGUU